Beta vulgaris subsp. vulgaris (sugar beet) is the source of this 1925-nucleotide messenger RNA. RefSeq lists its product as uncharacterized. The transcript has 3 exons. The record is from RefSeq and is a predicted model, not a curated record. NCBI's taxonomy places the organism in Eukaryota, Viridiplantae, Streptophyta, Magnoliopsida, Caryophyllales, Amaranthaceae. Bases 632 to 1747 code for a protein of 371 amino acids.
AUUACUUUGAGGAUAAUGAUAAGGUCAGAUUAGACGAGUUUUUAAUUAUACUCCAGUUUCCAGACCCGAACUAUAUCCCGAGUAAGAAAUUUUUUGUUCAAUAAAAUUUUACUUUUGACGUUAUAACAUCAAAUAUCACCUGAUUUUAUGGAUAAAACUUUAUUACUUAAGUAAUAACCAAGUCUUAAUAUUGGGUAAUAAUAAACGAGAGACACAUGGAAAAUAGGGUUUAAGACUUUUUGGUGAUGAAUAAUUAAAUAAUUCGUCAUCUUCCGUUUAUUAUGCAAAAACUACUGAAGACCAGGCGAAAGAAAGAAAAAAAAAUACAACUUUUAUUACCUUUAAUGGCUUAAAACCCCACCACAUAUGACAGUUGACACACCACACUCUCAAACAAAAUCCCAAUAAACACGUCUCAUCUCCUUUAAUCUUACAUCAAAUCAAUUAAAUCACAGACUAAUUAAAUUUCUUCUCCAUACUAUACUUUAAUUUCUCCAAAAAAAAAAACCCAUGUUUCCUACAUGACUUCUCCACCAAACAUCACUUCAUAGUUAUUUUCUUCCUUUAUUUCAAUCUUAAUCUUAAUAUAAUCUUCAUUAUUGUUGUUAUUAUUUUGUUAACAUAAACUUCCAUGGAAAAAAGCUUUAAUUCUUCUUCAUCAAUGGAUAAUAAUAAUAAUAACAAAACACAUUAUUAUUAUUCUUUCACAAAUAUUACCCUUCUUCUUCUUGUUCUCCUUACAGGAAUUUUCUUUCUUUCUCUAAAUUCUUCAAAAUCUCUCCUCUCUUCUAAGUUACUCCAAUGCCCUUCUAUCUCUCAUCCACCAAACCAGGCGGCGUUACAGGCUCCAAAAGACGAGUUAGAAGAGACAUUACAAAAGGUAUCCAUGAAAAAUAAGACGGUAAUAAUAGCGGUUGUAAAUAGGGCAUAUGUUGAAGGUGAAGUAGUACCAAAUAUGUUAGAUCUUUUCUUGGAAGGUUUUUGGGCAGGAGAAGGAACAAGGGAGCUUGUGAACCAUCUGAUGAUAGUAGCAGUUGAUCAGACGGCGUAUGAACGAUGUAUCUUUCGUGGUCUUCAUUGUUAUCGUCUUGUAACGGACGGUGUAGAUUUCAUGGGGGAGAAAGUUUUCAUGUCUCAUGAUUUCAUCAACAUGAUGUGGAGUAGAACUCUCUUUCUCCGUGACGUCCUCAAAAAAGGAUACAACUUCAUCUUUACGGACACCGACGUAAUAUGGCUAAGGAACCCUUUCAAAAUUCUAACCACAAACAAAACCCGACAUUUUGACAUCCAAUUCAGCAUAGAUGUUUACAACGGCAACUCAAGUUCUACCAAAAACCCUAUCAACACUGGUUUUUACUUUGUAAAAUCCAACAACAAAACCAUCUCAUUGUUCGAAAAAUGGUACGAGUUGAAGGAUAACUCAACUGGUCUAAAAGAGCAAGACGUCUUACAACAUAUGACAUGGGAAGGUGUCCUAACUGAGUUGGGUAUUAGAGCCCGGUUCCUUGAUACCCGGUUUUUUAGCGGUUUUUGUCAAAUGAGUAGAGAUGUUCGGUCUGUUGUCACGGUUCAUGCAAAUUGUUGCCGGUUCAUUAGUGCUAAAGUGGCUGACUUGAAGCGAGUCCUACAUGAUUGGGCUCAGUUUCGGGUUGCUCCAGCAAAUGUAACCAGGUCUUUGCGGUGGUCACCACACAUGGAUUGCAUUAACUCGUGGCAUAUUAAUGUUAAAAGUGCAAACACUACUUAAUUAUUUUUACUUACUUGACACAGAUUAAAUGUUGUUCAUCAUAAUUUAUGGUUGUUUUUUUGUUCCUAGAAAGUUUAUACACAAACACGAUAUUUUGAGGGACUCAUGAGUCAUGUGUGUAAUGUAUUGUAUUUUACAGAAUAACAAAAAAAAAAUAAAAAGGUUUUAUUUUUCCGAA